Ceratitis capitata (Mediterranean fruit fly) is the source of this 1314-nucleotide messenger RNA. RefSeq names its product translation initiation factor eIF-2B subunit beta (gene eIF2Bbeta). Gene Ontology annotation, biological process: translational initiation. NCBI's taxonomy places the organism in Eukaryota, Metazoa, Arthropoda, Insecta, Diptera, Tephritidae. Gene Ontology annotation, molecular function: guanyl-nucleotide exchange factor activity; translation initiation factor activity. The transcript is spliced from 6 exons. Gene Ontology annotation, cellular component: eukaryotic translation initiation factor 2B complex. Bases 125 to 1180 code for a protein of 351 amino acids. The record is from RefSeq and is a predicted model, not a curated record.
UGACAUAGCAAACAGCUGAUUACCUGACACGCGCAAAACAAAGUAUAUUUUUGCUGCAAGUUGCAUCGACAUUGAAGAUAUUGCAUCAAUAUUUUUAAAAACUUAAAUUUUUUGAUUAAACAACAUGAAAGGACAACCGACAAAAGAAGUUACACAGCUAAUUCAUGAAAUGAAAGUUGGCAAUGUGGAAGGCUCUUACAAUAUUACAGCUAAAACGCUAAAAUUAUUUAAGAAAAUCAUAAAUGGACCGGGCUGGACAAAUGCUGAAGAGCUUAUGAAUGUAGUGCGCACUCAGGGUCAUAUACUGCAAUCGGCAAUGCCACAAGAGACUGUAACAGCAAGUAUAGCGCGACGCAUACUUAAAUUGAUACGCGAGGAAUUUGAAUUACUUAAAGCGAAGGUGCAUCAAUUCUCCGAAGAUCAAGCUUCUAUGUCGCUUCAUAAACUGGUAACGCAAACGAGUAAUGAUGUUAAUGUCGACUACACGGAACCACAGCAAGGAUUACGUGAAGCCCUUUUAGAUCAUUUACAAGAAAUGGAAACCGAAUUGGAGACUAGUUCAGAAAAUAUUUGCGUACAAGCCGAAGAGCACAUACACUCUUCCGAAGUGAUACUCACGCUGGGGCAUUCACGUAGUGUUGAAAAUUUUCUUAAACGUGCCGUUAAAAAACGGCAAUUUCUAACAAUUAUCAUAGCUGAAUGUGCACCUGACUCCAGGGGACACAACCUAGCUGCUAGCCUGGCAACCGGUAAUGUUGAGAUAAUCGUUAUACCAGACUCGGCGAUCUUCGCAAUGAUGUCACGAGUCAACAAGGUAAUCAUUGGUACACAUAGCGUGCUGGCGAAUGGCGGUCUACGUGCGGCCUGCGGUUCCUAUACAGUCGCUUUGGCAGCUAAACAUUAUUCAGUACCUGUUAUUGUACUUUCGCCUAUGUAUAAAUUAUCGCCCGUACAUUUGUGUUCAUAUGAACAGGAUGCAUUUAAUUUGGUUGGCUGCGCGGAGGAUGUUUUAGAAUAUGACUCAUUGGCGUCGCAUUCUGCCAAAGUUUAUAGUCCCAUAUUUGAUUACGUACCACCCGAGUUGGUAACACUAUUCAUUUCGAAUAUUGGCGGCCAUGCACCCUCAUACGUCUAUCGCCUAUUGACUGAGCUCUACAAUCCGGAAGAUUAUGAGAUUUAAAAGUAUAAUUCUAUUUUUAAACAUACAACAACAAGGCUUGUAAUGCUAUCUUAAGCUUUUCAGUUUUCGUAAAACCAAAUAUGCGCUAAGCAUAGCACAAACAAGUAAAAUAGAGAAAAUAGAAAAGCAAAAAA